This is a messenger RNA of Salvia splendens (bonfire salvia), 2033 nucleotides long. Its product is annotated as phosphoglucan phosphatase LSF1, chloroplastic. Gene Ontology annotation, cellular component: chloroplast; starch grain. Gene Ontology annotation, biological process: protein dephosphorylation; starch catabolic process. Bases 181 to 1740 code for a protein of 519 amino acids. Gene Ontology annotation, molecular function: carbohydrate phosphatase activity. NCBI's taxonomy places the organism in Eukaryota, Viridiplantae, Streptophyta, Magnoliopsida, Lamiales, Lamiaceae. The record is from RefSeq and is a predicted model, not a curated record. The transcript has 10 exons.
UUUCCCGUCUUCACACUUCACUCACCACUCAACUCUUCCAUGACCAAAUCUCCAAAUCCAAUCUCACUGCGCCUAAUCGUAAACGCAUACAUAUAUAUACAUUCCUCUGUGUGUUUGCGCGCGUCUUCUUCACUGGAGAUUUCCCGCUGUUGAUUUGGAUUUGUGUGCGGAUCGCUCGAAAUGUGGUCUCUGCAGUUGUCGAAUUGCAGAGGCUUCGAGCAAUCGCAAUUCGCCACCGCCGGAUUCUCUUCGGCUCGGAGGGAGCCGAGGCGAAGCAGCGCCGCCGUGAUUCGCUCCUCGUUUUGGGGAGGAGCUUUGGAAUUGUGCGAUGCGGAGGCGCGGGCGAGGAGGCGGCUGCGGAUGCUGGCGCGGAGGAGCUCUAGGGUUUUUGCCGAGCUGAAGAUGAAUCUGAAUGAGUACAUGGUGACGCUGGAGAAGCCGCUCGGCAUCCGUUUCGCGAAGUCGGCUGACGGGAAAGUGUUCGUGCAUGCGCUCCAGAAAGGGGGUAAUGCUGAGAAAUCGAGGAUAAUUAUGGUUGGGGAUACUCUGAAGAAGGCAGGUGGAUCCGGCGGGAAACUUGUUGAGAUCAAGGAUGUCGGUGAUACAGAGAGUCUUACGAAGGAGAAAUCUGGUGCUUAUAGCCUUGUCCUCGAGAGGCCAUUCGCUCCCUUUCCAAUCCACCAGCUCCAUCUUAUGGAUGGUAUUGACAUCUUGUUUACGGAUGAGGCGUCUGAAAAUGCUGAAUGGGGGCAUGGAAACUUCCCACUGGAAGAGUAUGCGCAGGCAUUGGAGCGGUCAAAAGAGGAGCUAUAUUAUAAUCAUUCUCUCGGUAUGCGCUAUAGUAAGAUCACAGAACAAAUUUAUGUUGGAUCAUGUAUUCAAACAAUAGAGGAUGUACAGACAAUAUCUACAGCUGCAGGAGUCACUGCUGUGCUGAAUUUCCAGAGCACGUCCGAAGCUGCAAACUGGGGACUUGAUCCAAAUUCAAUCAAUGAGUCAUGCCAAAACUCUAAUAUCCUAAUGGUUAACUAUCCAAUUAGAGAUGCAGAUUCUUUUGAUAUGAGAAAGAAAUUGCCGUUCUGUGUGGGUGUCCUUUUACGAUUACUCAAGAAAAAUCAUCGUGUGUAUGUAACUUGCACAACUGGAUUGGACCGAUCACCCGCUUGUGUGAUUGCAUACCUUCACUGGAUGACUGAUACUUCUCUUCACGCGGCUUACAAUUUUGUUACUGGAUUACAUUCAUGCCGGCCUGAUAGACCUGCAAUUGCCUGGGCAACAUGGGAUCUCAUAGCCAUGGUUGAAAAUGGCUCACGUGAUGGACCUGCAACGCAUGCGGUGACAUUUGUGUGGAAUGGAAAUGAGGGGGAAGAAGUAUAUCUGGUGGGAGAUUUCACUGAGAACUGGAAAGAGCCAAUCAAGGCGACCCAUAAAGGUGGCCCAAGACAUGAAGUUGAAAUUAGACUUCCUCAAGGGAAGUACUACUACAAAUUCAUAACUAACGGGAACUGGAGGCACUCGACGUGUUCACCUACAGAAAGGGAUCAGAGUGGGAAUCUUAACAAUGUGAUUGUAGUUGGUGACACUGCCAGCGUAAAACCUACCAUUCAAACCCAAAACAAGGACUCAAACAUUGUGAAGGUCAUAGAGAGGCCAUUGACUGAAAACGAGCGCUUUAUGUUGGCAAAAGCAGCUCGAUGUGUAGCUUUCAGUGUGUGUCCUAUAAGGUUGGCCCCAAAAUGAUGGCUGGAACCCAUGAAUGAUCACCGACACGCCCAUUUUUCUAAUGAAUGAAUGAAAAAUGGCAAGGCGGCUCACAUUUUUCUGAAAAAUGUGCUUGUGAGUAAAUCAGCUGACACCUUCAUACUUGUUGAUUGUUGUAUGUUACUAGGUUUCAUAGUUCCAUAGAGUUAAUUUCUCAGUUACAAAUGAGCUAAGGUCAUAUAUAUAGAAAGAAAAGAGUCACAGUUGAUACUUUUAUGCUGUACGACAGUGUAAAUCAAAUGCCAAUGAAUUCCUUCAACAAUUCGCUUAAA